Sorex fumeus (smoky shrew) is the source of this 982-nucleotide messenger RNA. RefSeq names its product small nuclear ribonucleoprotein polypeptide N (gene SNRPN). Gene Ontology annotation, molecular function: RNA binding. Gene Ontology annotation, biological process: mRNA splicing, via spliceosome. Lineage: Eukaryota; Metazoa; Chordata; Mammalia; Eulipotyphla; Soricidae. Bases 128 to 850 code for a protein of 240 amino acids. The record is from RefSeq and is a predicted model, not a curated record. The transcript has 8 exons. Gene Ontology annotation, cellular component: U5 snRNP; U2 snRNP; U2-type prespliceosome.
CUGAGGCAGGCAUUCUUAGCUGAGACACCAAGAGGUGGUUAAAGCAUUGUUGGAACAUCAAGCCUUCCUUUAGGUUUUAAAGAUCCUGAAGCUUUACUGUGGACAUUGGAUUGGUGGAACAGCAAUCAUGACUGUGGGAAAGAGUAGCAAGAUGCUGCAGCAUAUUGACUAUAGAAUGAGAUGUAUCCUGCAGGAUGGCCGAAUCUUCAUUGGCACUUUCAAGGCUUUUGACAAGCAUAUGAACUUGAUCCUCUGUGAUUGUGAUGAGUUCAGAAAGAUCAAGCCAAAGAAUGCAAAACAGCCGGAGCGUGAAGAAAAGCGGGUUUUGGGUUUGGUGUUGUUACGUGGGGAGAACUUGGUUUCCAUGACUGUGGAAGGACCACCUCCCAAAGAUACUGGCAUUGCUCGAGUUCCACUUGCUGGAGCUGCAGGAGGCCCUGGGGUUGGCAGGGCAGCUGGCAGAGGCGUUCCAGCUGGUGUCCCAAUCCCCCAAGCUCCUGCUGGAUUAGCUGGCCCUGUCCGAGGAGUUGGAGGGCCAUCCCAACAGGUAAUGACUCCACAGGGAAGAGGCACUGUAGCAGCUGCUGCAGUUGCUGCUACUGCCAGUAUUGCUGGAGCCCCAACACAGUACCCACCAGGAAGGGGCACCCCACCCACACCUGUGGGCCGAGCAACUCCACCUCCAGGCAUUAUGGCUCCUCCACCUGGUAUGAGACCACCUAUGGGUCCUCCAAUUGGACUUCCCCCUACUCGAGGAACACCAAUAGGCAUGCCUCCUCCAGGAAUGAGACCCCCACCACCAGGAAUUAGAGGUCCACCUCCCCCAGGAAUGCGUCCACCAAGACCCUAAAAUUCUAGAAAUCCUCCUUAGUCACUUUUUUCCCGCUUUGAGACUUGUGAAUCUGUGUAGAGUGUCUGUGAGCUUUCUGUCUCCUUCCUACUGCAUACUAUUAGUUAAUAAAUGCAUAGUGCAAUUAAACUG